This is a messenger RNA of Scylla paramamosain (green mud crab), 757 nucleotides long. It is a transcript of the gene rtp, whose product is annotated as MORN repeat-containing protein 4 homolog. NCBI's taxonomy places the organism in Eukaryota, Metazoa, Arthropoda, Malacostraca, Decapoda, Portunidae. The coding region runs from base 148 to 615 and encodes 155 amino acids. The record is from RefSeq and is a predicted model, not a curated record. Gene Ontology annotation, cellular component: cell projection. Gene Ontology annotation, biological process: response to axon injury. The transcript has 4 exons.
GAGAGAGAGAGAGAGAGAGAGAGAGAGAGAGAGAGAGAGAGAGAGAGAAGCCCUACAUUAUAAGAAGCAAGUAGUGACCAGUCCCCUGAAUACAGCCAUUUCUUCAGUCUCACUGCCACCACCACAUCCACUACCGCCACCACAGUCAUGGCUCAAAAGUCACGUGCAGGUGUUGUCAAGUAUGGCAGCUACAAGUAUGAAGAUGGCACUCAGUACGUGGGUGACUGGAAUGACAAGGGACAGAAGCACGGGAUGGGUCACCUGGUGUUGUCAGACAGCACGCGCUAUGAUGGAGGCUUUGAGGCUGGCUUGUUCAAUGGUCUUGGAGUGAUAUCCUUCCCAGAUGGAGCAAGAUAUGAGGGGGAAUUCAUGCAGGGGUGGUUCCAUGGCCACGGCAUCUUCUGGCGCAAUGACAACAUGCGCUUUGAGGGAGAGUUCCGUGGAGGCCGCAUCUGGGGUCACGGUCUGGUAACAUACGCUGAUGGCUCCAAUGGCUUCCCACGUAAUGAGGGAUUUUUUCAAGAUUGUCGCUUCAUGCGCAAGACUCGCUGCCCCCAAGUGAUCCAGCGAGCACAGAAAGUGGCCCACAUUGCUCGAGCACAGAUGGAUCAGUAGAAUGGUAAUCAUGAUGCCAAGGAAUUUCAUUGAUGUUGAAGCUGAAGUUUCUCCAUCUCCUCAGCCAUAAGUGGCCUGAAGGAAUUUGGGGUUAUCUUCCUAAAAUCUGGUAAUGGAAUAAUAAAAGGCAAUAAAAGACUCA